Boleophthalmus pectinirostris (great blue-spotted mudskipper) is the source of this 1184-nucleotide messenger RNA. It is a transcript of the gene ca14, whose product is annotated as carbonic anhydrase XIV. Bases 39 to 1184 code for a protein of 381 amino acids. The transcript has 13 exons. Gene Ontology annotation, molecular function: zinc ion binding; carbonate dehydratase activity. The record is from RefSeq and is a predicted model, not a curated record. Lineage: Eukaryota; Metazoa; Chordata; Actinopteri; Gobiiformes; Gobiidae. Gene Ontology annotation, cellular component: plasma membrane.
UAACAUGGACUGUUGGAGUCUUUUUAUUUUAUUAUUUUAUGUGUUUCUAUUCGAUAGCUGCCCAAGAUGAAAAGCUUCGCUGGACCUACAGUGGUUUGGUGGGUCAGUCCCAGUGGUCCGAGCACUUCUCCGACUGUGCAGGAUCCUCUCAGUCCCCUGUCGACGUGGUAACCAGUCUGACCAAAUACGACCCUUCCCUGACCCCCAUUAGUCCGCUGGGCUACAGUCAGCACAACCACCAGCCAUUCACGCUGCUCAACAGUGGCCACACAGUUAUGGUGUCCCUUCCCGAGUGGAUGGGUUUGGGGGGGCUGCCCUGGCUCUUCAGUGCUGUCCAGCUGCACCUGCACUGGGGCAGCGGCGGGCCCAGUCACGGGGGCAGUGAACACACCAUCGAUGGGCUGAGCUCAGAGGCAGAGCUCCAUAUUGUCCAUUACAAUUCUGAGCUGUUCCCCAACAUCUCUGCAGCGAUGAAGCAGAAGAACGGCCUGGCUGUUUUAGGAAUCCUGAUUGAGGCAGGUGACGAGACCAACCCGGGAUUUAACAACAUCAUCCGCUACUUGAGUCGAAUCAGGCAUGCAGAGCAGGAAGUUCUCAUCCCGGGGUUUGAUGUUUCAUCGCUGCUACCCAAAGACCUCAGCCGUUAUUAUCGCUACAACGGCUCCCUGACCACGCCCCCCUGCUACCAGGAAGUCACCUGGACUGUGUUUUACGAGAAGGUCAAGAUCUCCAAGACCCAGCUGUUCAAACUGGAGACAAUUCUUUAUUCGAGUAAAUAUGAGGAGAUGGACCGGAUGCUUCUGCAGGACAACUACAGAAGCACACAGCCGCUCAACCACAGAGUCAUCUACAAGUCCUUCUCUGCAGAACCAGGGAAGGAGUUGUCUUCAGGUGAAGUCACCGCCAUCGUCAUUGGAGUGAUCUGUGGAUGUGUGGGGCUGGCCGUCAUCAUUCGCUUCAUUAUAAAGACCAUUCGAUUUUUCACACUUCUUCACCAUGAAACUGAGGUGGUGAACAGCUCGACCUCUAGCUGGGACCUCCUGCACAGUCAGCGGCCUGCUCCCAUGCCCAGGGAAAACGAUGUUGGGAAACUGAACAGCAAAAAACAAGACGUGGCUGUGAAUUCAAGACCCGAGCGAGAGAAGAGAGAGGAGGUCGUCCUGUCUCCUAAAACAGAGCCUUAG